This is a messenger RNA of Cavenderia fasciculata, 1041 nucleotides long. RefSeq lists its product as uncharacterized. The transcript has 3 exons. NCBI's taxonomy places the organism in Eukaryota, Evosea, Eumycetozoa, Acytosteliales, Cavenderiaceae. The record is from RefSeq and is a predicted model, not a curated record. Gene Ontology annotation, biological process: lipid metabolic process. The coding region runs from base 1 to 1041 and encodes 346 amino acids.
AUGGAAGCUUGUUCUACCUUGCUCAACACCUUUCCAACCGUAAAUUAUUUGGUAUUCAGGGGAACCGAUAGCAUUUUCAAUGACCUUGAAGAUUUGGAUUUUGUCACCCAAAAAAAUUAUCCAGAUCCCAGUGCCACGUCGAUACCAUGUACCAGUGGCACCCCAAAGGUCUCUAGUGGUUUUUAUGAUACUUGGUACGGAGUUGGGGGCGGUGGCCUUCGCUCAAGGGUGGUCGAUAUCAUUGAGCAACAUUCCAUCGAUAGUUUAACCAUCCUUGGUCACAGUUUGGGUGGAGCCAUGGCAACUCUUGCAUCUUUGGAUUUCGCAUUAUCAUAUUCACCCUAUGGAAACAUGACCGUGUACACCUAUGGGUCGCCCAGAGUUGGAAAUGAGGAUUUCGAGGUGUGCUUCGAUUCCUAUGUUCAUUCAAGCUACAGAGUCGUCAACUACGAGGACACAAUUCCUCAUCUCCCAUUACCUGUGUUCAACCUCCUUGGAGCCGAUGCCACCUACACCCAUGUCAGCACUGAGGUGUGGUUCGAUGACUACGAAGAGAAUCCUUUUCAGUUCCCUCAUUUCGUCGUUUGCCCAUUGACCGAACAACCAAACUGUUCCACAGGUAGCUCAGUUCCAUGGACCCAAUUUGACACGAUAGACUCUGUCAUGCUAUACCAUCGGAGUUAUUUUGCCUUUGACCUCGAAACCUUCUGCCAUGGCUGGACUGAAACUGAGCUGGGACAUCCUACAAUCUCUCUAAAUAUCACCAGAUAUUGGAUUGCAGGAGGAUUCAACUACACCAAUGUAGUUGGGACCCUCUCCAACGAUGGAGCCGUCGACAUUGUCAAUCCAGUCUUUAGGUCUGAUCCAAAUAUCGAGCCUGUUAGUAUGUGGGGACUAACUCCAUCAACCGUCAACGGCACCAUCUAUUGGCGUCUCUCCCCAGUUGGCGGCGUUACACCAAUCAUCCCCGCUGGUUCUGAAUAUGUGUUUGCAUUUACCAACAAUUCAACUUCAUCCUACUCCUUCACACGAAUCCAAUAA